CAACAAUGGAAGUUUGUCCCGACUGGAACAUAGUGAGGAAGAUCGGUGAUGGAGGUUACUCUGAAGGAGUUUUUGAGGUAGAGAAUCCUUCUCAAAAUCUACGAGCUGCUAUGAAGAUUAGUGAUAGGACUCAGAAUCUUAAGAUGGAAUUCGAAGUAUUAUCAAAGCUAAAUAAGUACUUCCCUGACGAUAGAAAUUUCCCACAAGUGAUUGAAUACGGGUCAAUAUCAGAGGACAAGGAUUAUUUGGUCAUGACUCUUCAUGGAACUCAUAUAGAUGAGUUAUAAAAACACUCAAGUUUGAUAACACCUGUGAGUUCUCAGAGAACUUCAACUCUGUUUAUUCUGAUAAGGACUAUUUCGACCUUGUGAUGACAAUGGGACAGCAAUGAAUCAAAUCUUUGCAGAAAAUACAUUCCUUAGGGUAUGUCCAUGGAGACAUCAAGCCAGCUAAUAUUUUGAAUGAUUCUACCGAAGAUGAACUUCUUUUUGUCUUAAUAGACUUUGGCAUCUCUUUGAAAUAUCUCGACAAUGACGGGAUGCAUAAAUAUAAAGAGUUUGUGCCAAAAUUCAGAGGAAAUAUUGAGUUUGCAGCAUUUGAAUGUCUCCAAAAGUUUUCUCCAACUAGGAAGCACGAUAUGGUCUCACUUGUGUACACAAUGCUUUACCUACUCAAAGGAGGGGAGAGGCUUUGGGGUAAGGAGCGAAGCACUAUUGAUGAAACUUCAGAGACCGUAUAUAACAGCCUUCAGGACUAUAUAGACAGCAUUAUCAAGCUUAAAGCAUUCACCAAAUUUGAAGAAAUUUGAGGAGAUUUUAGCAGCCUUGAGAAAUUUUAUAAUGAAAUUAUAAAUCUUGAGUAUGAAGAGGAACCUCAGUAUGCUCUUAUGAUAGAUAUGCUAGAAGAGCUUAAAUCUGGACAAAGAAUGCUGAAAAAGGAGGAGCAACCUCAGAUGCUGAAGAUCAAUAAAACCCUGAAAAAUCUUCACUUACAUCCGUCAAGAAAUAGAGAUGGGAUUGAUGCUGCAAAGGAUAGAAAGAUGCAUUGCACUCUACUACACAUUAAGCUAGGCUCUUAUAGUCAAUUUCAUAAAUAUGAGAAAUCAAGACCUUUCCACUAUCUAGAACUUAGUCAAUUGAUGCCGGUUGCAAUACCAGAUGAAUCAUUAGAAGAAUGCUCUGAUGAAGUUUUCAUCACUUGAAACAGUGGAUAUGAUUCAGAUGAAGAGUCCAUAGAAGAUGAGCCAGUUGCUCAAAUACCUUUCUAAACAAUAUCUCAGUUAUUGCUUGCUCUAAUUCUCAAUGCUAUCAUUUAU
Molecule: messenger RNA, 1315 nt
Organism: Moneuplotes crassus
Lineage: Eukaryota; Ciliophora; Spirotrichea; Euplotida; Euplotidae
Source: the annotation of a GenBank genome assembly